Molecule: messenger RNA, 2807 nt
Organism: Jaculus jaculus (lesser Egyptian jerboa)
Lineage: Eukaryota; Metazoa; Chordata; Mammalia; Rodentia; Dipodidae
Gene: Rftn1
Product: raftlin, lipid raft linker 1
Exons: 10
Coding region: 92-1858 (588 amino acids)
Source: RefSeq, a predicted model, not a curated record
CAAGAAAUAACUUGGGCAGCAGCACCCUGAGAUGUGAUGCGCGAGGAGGCUCCCACCUGUGGAAAAGGGGUCAAGGAAUGGUCCCCUCUGGAUGGCAGUCACCGUUCCAGCAUCCUGGCCAGGACCUUGGGGAGCAGGAGGAGGGAGGAAGCGAGAGCAUCCCAGUGUCCCCACGCGUCACGAAACCUGGCUGCCUGCUGAGAUGGGUUGCGGAUUAAACAAAUUAGAGAAACGCGAUGAGAAGCGGCCAGGGAAUAUUUAUUCAACUCUGAAGAGACCUCAGGUGGAAACCAAGGUAGAGGUGGCCUAUGAGUACCGCUUUCUGGAGUUCACGACUCUGAGCGCUGCGGAGCUGCCCCGGUCCUCGGCUGUGAGGCUGGCCUCCCUGCGGGACCUGCCCGCCCAGCUCCUGGCACUCUACCAACAGGGCUUCGCCCUGGUCGCUCUGCACCCCUUUGUGCAGCCCACGCCCAGGCAGGAGAAGACGCCCCUCGAGCACAUCUUCAGGGCCAUCCUGGUCAAGAAAACUGACAGAUCUCAGAAGACCGAGCUUCACAAUGAAGGCUACAUCUUGGAAUUGGAUUGCUGUACUUCCUUAGACCACCUGGAAGACCAAAAGCUCAUCCCAGAGUUCGUUAAGAAGGUGCAAGAGGCUGCAAGCCGGGGCCUAAAGUUCAUUGGUGUCGUCCCUCAGUACCAGGCUCCUGUGCACUUGGCAAGCAACAGUCCUCUCACACCCAAGGCCAACAGUACUUCAGAUACCACAGAUGCAAAACAUGCCUGCGGGGACCAGGCGUCCCCGGAGAAGGAGCACCCAGGAGCCGCGGAUGCAGAUGCUUCUCCUACAGGACCGAACCGAAGCCCAGAGCCUAGCCUGGGCUCCACAGGGGAGGGGCCUGGGGCCGAUCAGCCCAGCUUCCCCUCGGGAGAUGGGGAGGCUGGUGAAUUUCCACCACUGUGGGUGAGCCCACCACUGGAUGGACCGGAGAGUGACCCUCUGGGUGUGCAUGAAGAGACGCUGUCAGGGAAAAUGGAGAUCUUCACCUUCUUCAACAGACCUAAGAGCCAACAGAAGUGCCGGCAAUACUACCCGGUCACCAUUCCCCUCCGGGUCUCCAAGAACGGCAGGACGGUGAGCAGCCUGGAUGCCAGCUGGUUGGAGCACAUGAGCGAUCACUUCCGGAAAGGAGGCGUGCUGGUGAACGCCGUCUUCCACCUGGCCAUGGUGAACGAUUCCUUGCAUGGCCUGACAGAUGGAGUAUUCAUCUUUGAAGCUGUUUCCACAGAAGAUAACAAAACCAUACAGGGCUACGAUGCUAUUGUUGUGGAACAAUGGACAGUCCUGGAAGGUACCGAGGUGCAGACAGACUAUGUGCCUCUGCUGAACUCGCUAGCAGCCUAUGGCUGGCAGCUCACCUGCGUUCUGCCAACUCCCGUUGUCAAGACUACCAGGGAAGGGACCGUGUCCACCAAGCAGAUUGUUUUUCUUCAGAGACCGUGUCUACCUCAGAAAGCCAAGAAGAAGGAAUCCAAGUUUCAAUGGCGAUUCUCCCGAGAAGAAACACGCCACGGCAAGCAGAUGAGAAGACCCAAAGGUAGACUGGGUGCCAGAAGCAAACGCCAAGCGGAAGAAAACGAGAAGAAUCUAGAAGACCCAUUCUCCAAGGCUGGAGAUGUGGGAAACUGUGUGAUGGAGAGUCAGCAAUGGGGUAGAGGCUCCGAGGUGGACAGGGAGGAAUUGCAGGGCGGGGAGGCUGUGCGGAAUGGUCCUGCUGCUGGCCGCGGGGUCCCCUUAGCCCCUCGGGGCUCUGAUCCUGGCAUGAUUGCUACAGAGCCUGCUCCAGCAGAGGCCAACUGAGCCUGUGUUCUACGCCAACACUGGAUAUGCAGAAGUGUGUUGGAAACUCGUUCAUUGUUGUUACCCUUUGGCUUGGCUUGGCCUGUCCUUGUGAGCUCUGGGGAAUGUCCCCUGACAGCGCUGAUUUCUUUGCAUCCACUGGAAAGGUAUAACCACCCACCUGUGUUAGAGUACAAGGUCAGGUUAUCUUGCUAGACCUCAGGACAGGAGGCUGGGCUCUGGCCCCUCCAUCCUCCCUAGAGAGGGUCUGGACCAUCCAGUGCCUGUCUUGCCUGCCCCACAGGGCUCCAGGGCACAUCUAGAUCAACUCCUUGGAUGCCCAUGGCUACAAACCAAGGCUGUUAAGCACCACCACCACCACCCCCACUCUCUGCUGCUCUGUGUGGCUGCUUGGUGACCUUUAAUCCCCGCCCCCCAGGCACUUGGGCUGACCUUUACCACCUAAACCCUGCAGACUUGCUGCUUUGGUAAAGAUGGUGACGUUGAGGAAGAGGAGGUGCCCAGCCUCCCAGCUUUUCUCAAAGUAAUCUUAUAGCUACUGGUAAUCUGGAAAUGAAGAGGUAAUUCUGUGUGCACCUGCCCUGGCAGAAUGUUCAAGAAAGUGUUCUGUGUUAGUAAUUAUGCCAAAAAGAAUUUUUUUAAGAAAAAGAUUUUGUAUUCCGCACACCCUGUGAAUACACAUUACUUCUGUCAUUUCAGGGCACCUCGGCUGUUUGCGUGUUCCUGUCGUGUUUUAAUCAGUGUACCAUUGGCCAAGUUGUUCAACCCAUGUAGGCUGUGUCGAUCAUGUGUUUAUACUGUCCAGAGAGUAUUGUUAAGGCUUUAAGUAGGCGCAGCUGGCAAACCUUGGAGAGCGAGAGGGAGCGUGCCAAUUGUCUUGACAGAAACAAUAGGCCUGUCUCUUCCCUUUCUUGUUUAGUUACUUAAAGCAAUAAAUCAUCGAAUUUGG